UCGACAAGAAGGGCAGACCCAGAUGGCGUCUGCUGCAGGGGCUUGUUUGAGUCCGACACAGGACAAAAGGAACCACUCAAUUGAACAAAUUUUCUUUGUCAAAUGAUCCAAGAAGAGAGAUGGUGACCAAUCGGGAUGUGUUGUCAGCAGGUUUACCUAGGAACACAACAGGAGCAUCUUUUUGGUAUGAAAGAGGAGCCCCUACGUCACCGACACUCAACUGUGUGCAAACUAAUGCACGCUAAGGUUGUUCUUCACAGACUAGAAGAUCAAAAUGUCAGCCAAGCCCAUUAUUCUGAGCACCAGGAGUCACCAGCAGGCAUCAAGGAGGAGGAGGAGGAAGGGUCGCCAUCCAUCAAGGAAGAGGAAGAUUUCUUACACAUUAAAGGUUUCAGAAAAUAUCUUGGUGCUGAGCGGCAGGAGCCACAAUAUCCUGGCAUUAAAGAGGAUGUGGAGCUCCCCCAAAUCAAAGAGGAGGAGCCAGACCCCUGUCAACAGAAGCAACUUCCAAUCAAAAAGGAGGAGGAAGAGCUGCCAUAUGUUAAAGAAGAGGAAGAGGAGGAACAUAUCACCAGGUCGAUUGGUGAGCCUUUGAAGAGUGAAGACUGUCCGAGUGAGGUAGGCAGAAGAACGGAGCCUCCAAGCAGCAGCAGCAGCAGCAGCUCAACAGAAGAAUUGCAAGCAGACAUUGUCAUUGCUCCGUCAGACAAAAAUGGCGCCACGUCACACUCCCCUUACGAUGAUGAGGGUCAUAAGAAAUCUCACAGUGACGACAAACUCUGUAAAUGCUCUCAGUGUGGGAAAACGUUUGCAAAUAAGUAUACUUGUCGUGCGCAUAUGAGGAGGCACACUGGCGAAAAACCUUUUUCCUGCUCCGUUUGUGGUCAAAGAUUCACUGAAAAACAAAACUUAAAAACACACACAAGAACCCACACUGGCGAAAAACCUUUUGUCUGCUCUGUUUGUGGUCAAGGAUUCUCUCAAAAGCAAAACUUAAAAGGACACACAAGAAUCCACACUGGCGAAAAACCUUUUUCUUGCUCAGUUUGUGGUCAAAGAUUCAGUCGAAAGCAAGAGGGGAAAAUACACACAAGAACCCACACUGGCGAAAACCCUUUUACCUGCUCAGUUUGUGGUAAAAGAUUCACUGACAAAAAAAGCUUAAAAAGACACACAAGAACCCACACUGGCGAAAAACCUUUUUCCUGCUCAGUUUGUGGUCAUAAAUUCACUCAGAAGGGCAACUUAAACACACACACAAGAACCCACACUGGCGAAAAACCUUUUUCCUGCUCAGUUUGUGGUCAUAAAUUCACUCAGAAGGGCAACUUAAACACACACACAAGAAUCCACACUGGCGAAAAACCUUUUUCUUGCUCAGUUUGUGGUCAAAGAUUCAGUCGAAAGCAAGAGGGGAAAAUACACACAAGAACCCACACUGGCGAAAAACCUUUUACCUGCUCAGUUUGUGGUAAAAGAUUCACUGACAAAAAAAGCUUAAAAAGACACACAAGAACUCACACUGGCGAAAAACCUUUUCCUGCUCAGCUUGUGGUCAAAGAUUCACCGGGGAAAAAAACUUAGAAACACACAGAAGUACCCACACUGGCGAAAAACCUUUUUUCUGCUCAGUUUGUAGUCAAAUAUUCAAUCGAAAGUAUAACUUAAAAAUACACAUUAGAACCCACACUGGUGAAAAACCUUUUUCCUACUAAGUUUGUGGUCAAAGAUUCACUGAAAAACAAAACUUAAAAACACACACAAGAGCCCACACUGGUGAAAAACCAUUUUCUUGCGUCGUUUGUGUUCAAAGAUUCGCCUGGAAGGUUCGGAUGAAGAGACACGUGUGUGUCGAUGUGAGAAGCAGUGACCAAUGACUGUUUUGCUUGUCAUCCAUUCUGGCUUCAUCAGAUGUUUUGCAUGCAGGAUGAUUGUAUUCCGUAGAGCUUCCUUAAAUCCUGUGCCUUUCCCUUGGUUCUCUCGCCGACUCGGUUCGGGCCUAUUUUUGUUUGUAUUUUUUCUCGGGUGUUUU
This is a messenger RNA of Corythoichthys intestinalis (scribbled pipefish), 2032 nucleotides long. Its product is annotated as zinc finger protein OZF-like. The record is from RefSeq and is a predicted model, not a curated record. The transcript has 4 exons. Gene Ontology annotation, cellular component: nucleus. Gene Ontology annotation, biological process: regulation of gene expression. NCBI's taxonomy places the organism in Eukaryota, Metazoa, Chordata, Actinopteri, Syngnathiformes, Syngnathidae. The coding region runs from base 136 to 1584 and encodes 482 amino acids.